Mustela lutreola (European mink) is the source of this 5189-nucleotide messenger RNA. RefSeq names its product GTP binding protein 1 (gene GTPBP1). The transcript has 13 exons. The record is from RefSeq and is a predicted model, not a curated record. NCBI's taxonomy places the organism in Eukaryota, Metazoa, Chordata, Mammalia, Carnivora, Mustelidae. Gene Ontology annotation, molecular function: GTP binding; GTPase activity; translation elongation factor activity. Bases 1619 to 3628 code for a protein of 669 amino acids. Gene Ontology annotation, biological process: translational elongation.
GGCUUUAAGGCUACUGCUGCCAGCCGUCGGUUGAAUGGGUGUCGCGGGGAGGUGGCCGGGUGCCGGCGUCUGGGGGCUGUGGCGGUGGCCUCUGGAGCUGGUUCUCGGCUCCUAGGUUCGGUAUUUUUCCGGGGCUGGUAGAGUGGGGCGGCGCGGCCCGAGGGAGUCUCGCCUCGACGCCAGCCGUUCCCCACCCCUCCCCAGGCGGCGGCGCCGUUCCGGGGCGGCGACCGGGCCUGCGGCUGCACUUCGCCGGCUUCCCCUCCCUUUUCCCUCUGUGGGCCCGGCCUCCAGCGGAGUGCUUUCGAGAACCCGACUACCUACUCCCGCGUUGACCGUGUUAUGUUUGUCUAGCGCGCAGUUCACCAGGUGAUUUCAAAGAACCUUACUGAUGCAUUCGGGCGUAAAUUGCGUUGGUUAGUGGGCUCGGCCGCCUUGCACUUCCCCCGGGAGCGCUGAGGGUGGAUCUCUGAAACCGGAGGCCGUUUUGAACCUUGACUCUUACUAAAUCCUGUGUUCCAAACCCUUAAUCUUGGCUAUGUUACUAUCUUGAUGGCCUCUCUUUCUUGAUUGCUGCCUGGGACUGGUGGCCGCGGCUAGCAUUAUGCGAGUUUUGGCUAAUCCCUUAUUUUAUCAAGCUUUUCAGACUUUUGAGACUGAAAGGGAAAGACCCCUCUUAGGGUCUUUUAGGGAAAGACUCUAAAACUUGUGCUGAUGGUAUUGUGGAUUGGGACUUUACAAACUGAUGAUACGCUGGAAAAAUCAUAAGAAACUACCCUAAGAGACCCUAGAUUUCAGUUCACAAAUGUGGUGAUACACUUUUGGCUUGCGUUUAGCUGGUUGCCUCUUUUUGGCUCUGUAAUUGCUCUCUCCGCAGAGGCAGUGAAUGGAAGAUUCUCCCUAAGGUCAGCGUUUAAUUAAUUGCCUCGCUUUGGCUGCUACAGUAUUCCAGGCAUCGAUCCUUCUAUUAAAAUUGCCUGGAGGUUGCCAGAUCGUCAAACCUCGAUCUACCCAGGACAGCCAGGGAGGGAGUCACUAAAUUGAGAGGAGGGAGGCGCCCUGCGCAGUUUACUAUCUCGGUCCCCCGCGGCCCGAGGCGCGGGACCUAUCCGGUGACUAGAUUGGGCCUUGCCCCUGUCCAUCAUCGGAAAGGACUCCGCGGAGACUGUUUUGCGGUAAGAGUUGGAAACUGAGCACCGCCUAUGGAAAAGAGGGAGGUGAGGGUAAACGUUGUGUGUACUUCCCCAUUCAUUGGAUGGCUACUGUGUCAAUCAUACCCUGCCCAGUCUCGUUGGCUGGAAGGCCCCAGGCAGGUAGCGUGGACGCGGUGCUGCCCCUCCCGAGCUGCGAACCGGGCGCGUGACGUCUCAGACAUUUGUUGUUGGGGUUUGGACCUCAUUAAUUAUUCAUUAGGUACUUGAAAGGGCUCCAGUGAUUGGUGGCUGGGAGGCCUGGUCGAUUGUUUCUUAGCUAGAGAUACGUGUCACCCUCUACGCGGCUGGAGAAGUUUCGCAUAAAUUAUCCGAUGAGGGGCGGGGCGGGCCCCCCGCGCAUAGAUUAAGCAAAUAGGCCGAGGAGGGAGGGGAGGCCGGCUACGAAUUAGCCUAAGUUAUUAAAGAUGGCGGCUGAGCGGAGUCGCUCCCCGAUGGAGUCGCCGGUCCCGGCCUCUAUGUUCGCCCCCGAGCCCAGCUCCCCGGGGGCGGCCAGGGCCGCGGCGGCUGCCGCCCGGCUCCACAGCGGCUUCGAUUCGGACUGCAGCGAGGACGGCGAGGCGCUCAACGGCGAGCCGGAGCUGGACCUCACCAGCAAGCUGGUUCUAGUGAGCCCUACAUCAGAGCAGUAUGACAGCCUACUUCGGCAGAUGUGGGAGAGGAUGGACGAGGGAUGCGGAGAGACCAUAUAUGUCAUUGGGCAGGGAUCAGAUGGGACUGAGUAUGGGCUCAGUGAAGCCGACAUGGAGGCCUCCUACGCCACGGUGAAGAGUAUGGCGGAGCAGAUAGAGGCUGAUGUCAUCCUCCUGCGGGAACGUCAAGAGGCUGGGGGCCGUGUGCGUGAUUACCUGGUCCGGAAACGAGUAGGAGACAAUGACUUCCUGGAGGUCAGGGUAGCAGUAGUAGGCAACGUGGAUGCUGGCAAAAGCACACUUCUGGGGGUCCUGACACACGGGGAGCUGGACAAUGGCCGAGGCUUUGCCCGCCAGAAGCUCUUCCGCCACAAACACGAGAUUGAAUCCGGUCGCACCAGCAGCGUGGGCAACGACAUUCUGGGCUUUGACAGUGAAGGCAACGUGGUGAACAAGCCGGACAGCCACGGUGGCAGCCUGGAAUGGACAAAGAUUUGUGAGAAGUCCACUAAGGUGAUUACCUUCAUCGACUUGGCUGGCCACGAGAAAUACCUGAAGACCACAGUCUUUGGCAUGACGGGUCAUCUGCCGGACUUCUGCAUGCUCAUGGUGGGCAGCAAUGCUGGCAUCGUGGGGAUGACCAAGGAACAUCUGGGCUUGGCAUUGGCACUCAAUGUGCCUGUCUUUGUGGUGGUCACCAAGAUUGACAUGUGUCCUGCCAACAUCCUGCAAGAAACCCUGAAGCUGUUACAGCGCUUGCUGAAGUCUCCAGGCUGCCGGAAGAUCCCUGUGUUGGUACAGAGCAAGGACGAUGUGAUCGUUACGGCCUCCAACUUCAGCUCUGAGAGGAUGUGCCCGAUAUUCCAGAUCUCCAACGUUACAGGUGAGAACCUUGAUCUGCUGAAGAUGUUCCUCAACCUCCUCUCCCCCCGCACCAGCUACCGGGAGGAAGAGCCUGCCGAGUUUCAGAUCGAUGACACCUACUCUGUGCCGGGUGUGGGGACAGUGGUGUCGGGGACAACACUGAGAGGCCUGAUCAAGCUGAAUGACACACUGCUGCUUGGCCCAGAUCCCCUGGGUAACUUCCUGUCCAUUGCUGUCAAAUCAAUCCACCGCAAGCGCAUGCCUGUUAAGGAGGUGCGAGGGGGCCAGACAGCCUCCUUUGCACUGAAGAAGAUCAAGCGCUCGUCCAUCCGCAAGGGCAUGGUGAUGGUUUCCCCACGCUUGAAUCCCCAAGCAUCCUGGGAGUUUGAGGCCGAGAUCCUUGUCCUCCACCACCCCACCACGAUUAGCCCACGCUACCAGGCCAUGGUGCACUGUGGGAGCAUCAGGCAGACGGCCACCAUUCUGAGCAUGGACAAGGACUGUCUACGCACCGGGGACAAGGCCACUGUGCACUUCCGCUUCAUUAAGACCCCUGAGUACCUGCACAUAGACCAGCGGCUGGUGUUUCGAGAAGGCCGCACCAAGGCCGUGGGCACCAUCACCAAGCUCCUCCAGACCACCAACAACUCCCCGAUGAAUUCAAAGCCCCAGCAAAUUAAAAUGCAGUCAACAAAAAAGGGUCCCUUAACAAAACGAGAAGACGGAGGUCCCUCUGGAGGGCCGGCAGUAGGGGCGCCGCCACCUGGAGAUGAAGCUUGCUCUCUGGGGACUGUGCAGCCGGCUGUGUCCAGCAGUCUCCAGCCACAGCCCAAGCCCAGCAGCGGGGGCCGGCGACGGGGGGGCCAGCGGCACAAAGUGAAGUCCCAGGGGGCCUGUGUGACUCCUGCCAGCGGCUGCUGAAAUCUCCCUGGCCCACCCCCACCACCCAAGGGAUCCUUGUACUCGGGCCACUGUUCCACCACAUGGGCCAGAGCAGCUCUGACCACCACCCGCCCCCCCAGGCCACAGCUGGAGCCUCAUCAUUCCCCGCCCCCACCCCCAUUUUCCAGGGGGGUUGUAAUUUAUAAGCUGAGGAAGGUGGCCAGACUUCCGGAGGACUGACCAUCAUCCAGCUUCCCCGCCUUCUUCCUUAACUCAGAUUUUUUGUACAUCUGGGCCCUUAGUUUUUAUUCUUUUUAUUAUCUCUCUCUCUCUCUCUUUCUCUCUCUUUAGUGUGUGUGUAUGUGCGUGUGUGUGUGCGCGUGUCCCCGUGUGUGCGUGCAGAAGGAUGGUGGUGCGGAAGUGCAGCCGGUCAGGGCCCUGGCAGUCUUUCUCCUUUUUCCCUCUGUGGCUGGCCACCAGCCUCUAGGAGCUGGCUGCCUGCCCCUCUGUCCAUCCGUCUGUGUGUCUCUGUGACAACCUUUAGGGGCUUUCCGGAGCUAAAGAGCACCCUCCUCCCUGUGCUCACUCCUCUGCACCCAGGGCCCUCCACAAAGCCGGACUCAGGGCUUGGGGACUUCACAAGUUCUGCCAGAGCAGGGAGCCUUCCUUCUGGGACUGGGGGGCUUUUAACAGAAUGGAGAGUGCUGGCCUCCUUUUUCUCUCUUCUCCUUCCCCCUCUUCCAUCCCCAAACAGGUAAUGCCAAAAGCUCUUAAACUGUAGCCUCUAGAUGUGUGGAGGAGAGAGGCACUUGGAUUGUAGGACCCCUCCCUGCCCCUAACUCUGACCCUUGCCCUGACCCAAAGACAGCUGGUGGUUUUCCUUUCCCUAUGGAGACAAUCCUGUGUUUGCCUGGCCAGGCCAGGGCAACUCCCAUUGUGUUGAUUUUGAGCUGGAGGCUCUGGUCCUCGAACUUUAUAUGAUAGGAAUCUUCCUGGGCCUUGGGGCACUGAUGACCUGGACUGGGUUUGGCUUGUUCUGGGUCCCGCUCACCAGCACCUCUUACUGGUGGGGGUGUGAGGGGUUCCGCUGAGUCAGGCCAGGACUGGAACCCCUCCUUCCCCACUACAGCCCCGCCAUGUUGCCCCAUCAUGGCUGCUACAGGAGCACAACAGGGAAGGGCCUGAGCCCCGUUUGGGGUGUAAGAGGGCAGGUAGGGGUAGUGAAAAAGGUUCUUCCAGGCCCAGCGCAGAGCAUUAAAACCUCUGGAAGAUUUACUUCCUGGGGUGGGAUGGAGUGGGGAUCACUCAGGCCAGUGAGGGCGUUGUGGGGCCCAGACCAGCCUGGCCUGAACUGUCCAGAAGCCCUAGGUUUAGGGUGGACUGGUGGGUGGAGAUGUUCUUUCUAGCCAGGGCAGACACCAGCUGGCUGGGCCCUUCCUCAGCCUUGCCUCCCUCCCAUUCCUAACCCUUCUCCAUUCUUCCUGCUUCUGGACUGCUGGUCCCCUCACCUCCCCUCCUUCCAACUAUUUCCAGUUACCACUGACCCAUGGCCAUGGACUGACCAGACCAGCACAAAAAAUAAAAGUUUGUUUCAAGCUGA